Messenger RNA from Nilaparvata lugens (brown planthopper), 2901 nucleotides. RefSeq names its product protein regulator of cytokinesis 1. The record is from RefSeq and is a predicted model, not a curated record. Bases 269 to 2296 code for a protein of 675 amino acids. The transcript is spliced from 10 exons. Gene Ontology annotation, cellular component: cytoplasm; spindle; mitotic spindle midzone. Gene Ontology annotation, molecular function: microtubule binding. NCBI's taxonomy places the organism in Eukaryota, Metazoa, Arthropoda, Insecta, Hemiptera, Delphacidae. Gene Ontology annotation, biological process: mitotic spindle midzone assembly; microtubule cytoskeleton organization.
GAAAAACCAGUCACACAGCAUGCACACAAGUUUCUACUGUUUUUAGUACUGUGUACUGUUUAACGGUUUUUAUCAAACUCCAAAGAUUUCUUUUAACUUGAAUGGGCUUAAAAUUUUCUUAAUUAAUUGACAUUUUUAAUUUUGACAUGGAGCUUUUGUGAUUUUGAUUUUAUGUGUAUAUUUUGUUGCAACCAUUGAGAAAUUUAACAUCAAGUUAUUGUUCAACAUCAACAUAAUAUUCUUUGCAUAUUGAAAAUCUACACCGAAAAUGGCGUCCCAAGCAGAAAUUUGGAUUGAUAUGGAGGAGGAAGUGAUUAAAACAGCUAAGGCUGUUUAUGAGAAACUACAAACAAACUGGGAAGAGCUCUACGGAAAUCAAAGUGAAGAGGUCCUCAAAAGAUCUAGAAGCUUUAUAGAGAACAUGAAGGAAUAUCUUUUCAAUCUGGAAAGAGAAUCGGACAAUGAGAAAACGGCAAUGAUCUCCAACAUUGAAGAGUUGUUGGCGAAAAUACAGAAGCUACAAAAGGAACUUCACAUCAAAGAAAGCAUCGACAUGGAGUUCGAGCCGCUGGCCGAAGUGAACAACAAGCUAUACAACAUGUUUUCUUCUCACAUGCGUUUGAAACGAGAGAGGCAGGCUGAGUACAAGAAGCUGCGAGACGAAGAGGAAGAGCUUUGCAAACUUCUCCGUCUGCAGCUGGCGCCAGAGGUCAAAGGGGUGGCUUCCCAGGCUGAAAUGAACAAUCUCGAGGAGCUGAUAGAAGAGCUCAAGGAACAGAAGGCAGAGAUGGAGAACUCCAUUGAUGAUCUGCGAAAUAAAUGCACAGAGCUGAUGAAUGAGCUUGGAGUGUCCCCACUUCUGAGCAUUGAAAAGUUUUGCAUCAGUGGUAACACCACAUUGUUCAGCUACGACAGAGACACAGAAAAAGAGCUGAAGAAAUUGUUGGAGAAGAUGCUGAAUCAGCAACAGAGUGCUAUUGAAGAGGCCAACCAGCUGAGGAGUAAACUAAGUGUACUGUGGGAUCGAGUAACCGUGCCUCACCACAUCAGAGAUGAAGUACUAAGCAAUUGUCGCGGCCACUCCAAACAUGAAAUAGCACAGUUGAGAAAUGAAGUGAAUCGAUGUGAAGAAUUGAAGCGUGCAAACUUGAAGAUUUAUGUCUCAAAAGUGAAAGAAGAAUUGCAGUCGUGGUGGGACAAAUGCUGCUUCUCCGAUGUGCAGAGAGCCUCUUUCCGUCACUUUCACGAGACACGGCUCACCGAGGAUUUGCUCGAGAUCUUGGAAAUGGAGUUGGAGAAGGUGCGAGGAUUCUAUAUGAAAUACGAACAUAUCUACCAGAUGAACGAGGAACGGAGAAUUAUGUUUGAGAAGUUUCGCGAACUGGAAGAGUCGGCCAAAGACUCUAACCGGCUAUUCAACCGCGGAUGUCUGCUGCUCAAGGAGGAGAAAGCUCGCAAGAAAUUGCAGCGUGAAAUGCCGGCUCUUGAGACGAAACUGAAAGCAAAAUUAGAUGAAUUUGAGGCCACAGAAGGCGAGCCGUUCCUUAUUUUUGGCAAGGAUCUCCGUCUCGAGAUGGAAGAGGAAUGGCAAGAGGUGCAUCAGAACAGAGAUGCUAAAAAGACGGCCAGGAAAGUGGCGAAGACCGUAGGAGUGGCACAGCCUGCCGCCAACAUGGGCACGCCCCUGAUGAUGAGGAAGCGUAAGCUACCACCGAGCAGCAGCAGCAGUCGUACCAACGUAAGCAAAGUUUGCAAAGUGGCAAGCAACACGUCCAUUCACACUUACUCACUAAGUUCGUGCAGCACUGACAAAAGUGCCGCCUCAUCCAAAAAGGUACGUCCAGGACGCCAAAAUGUGAAGGCUAUGACGCCUUCCAACGUGUCUACUUCAUCAACGUAUUCACUGUUCCAGGAGCACUUUGAAGACCUGACGAAAGAAGCCAGUACACCAUGUCGUAGCACAAUAGUAGUAACGCCUGUACAGAGCUCCGGCUACGGACAGACGCGCGUGCUGCGAGCGCGCAACGGUCAGGGUCCCCUGCACAGCUCACCCAAGACGCCGCUCGCCAAGCCCGACCACCGGCUCAAGGCCAACUCUCAAAACAUCCCCAAGAUAACAGUGUACAACAGCUCAGCUGCAAAGCGCGGCGCUCAGACGUCCGCCAACACCACGCGCCGCCUAGCUACGCCAGUUCGAAACGCGGCGCCCGCAUUCAGGAACGCCGUCGGCUCAGCUUCCCGAAUUCCGAAAGUUGUCUUGCCCACCAAAAGUCCAAGACUUCCCAUCAUUUUCUAAGCGUCUUCUCUUUUUCUAAGCGUCUUUCUCAUUUUCUAAGCGUACCUGUACUCUCUUUUGUAUUAUACUGUAAAUUAUAUUAAUGUAGCAAUAUUUUAUAAUGUUGACAUUCUUGUUUCAUGUGUGUAUUCUUAUCGGCUGUCCGAUAAAAACUAUUUUUUGUUCGACUAAAUAAUGUGUAUUUGAAAUGAAAAGUUGAAUUGUAACAAUAAUUUAGCUAAAUUCCUACAUAUCAGUGGUAGUGAAAGUGACUCGUACAGUGAGAUGAUUAUUGUUGUCACAAUAUUGGAAUGGGACUCAGCCCUGCUGAGUGGUAAACGUCCAAGUAGAAUUAAUGAAAAUAAGGUUUUCAAUGUGUCAGUCACUUUUACUGACUGGUAAGUGGGAAUCUAGCUUUAUACUAGUUGAGGUGCACAAGGAGAUGGCUUGGCUAAAAUUAGGUUUGCCAACAAAGCGUGCAAUUAGUACAUUUAACAUUCAUUGACUAUUAUUUUAUUCGGUUAAUUAAUUUUUGCAUUUUUCUAAUUUUAUUACAUCACCAAACUUCAUGUUAUAAGUUUAGUUUUUUAUUUGUUUCUGAACUAGGAUAAACAUUAUCAAAUUCC